Messenger RNA from Perca fluviatilis (European perch), 2105 nucleotides. Its product is annotated as macrophage mannose receptor 1-like. Bases 1 to 1023 code for a protein of 340 amino acids. The transcript is spliced from 6 exons. NCBI's taxonomy places the organism in Eukaryota, Metazoa, Chordata, Actinopteri, Perciformes, Percidae. The record is from RefSeq and is a predicted model, not a curated record.
AUGGAGAGACUUCUUCUGACCAUCACCAUCAUCAUCGCUGGGGCAGGGCUGAGUGCUGUCUCAUCAGCUGCUGGACUUCAUUACUAUUUUGUUUAUGACAGGAAGAACUUUACUGAAGCCCAAAGAUACUGCAGAGAGAAACACACAGACCUGGUCACUGUAGACAGCAAGGAGGUUAUGAAGAUCCUGAACAACAAGGCAAAUUUAACCAAAAUGGUCUACUCCAAGAACAGAGCCUUGAUAGGACUGUACAAUGACCAUGUCCUGGGCAGCUGGAGGUGGUCUCUGUCAGACCCAAGUUUCUACAAACCCGGGGAGACGGAGUUCAGACGAUGGACAGCUGGACGACCAGACGCUGGAUACAGUGACAAGGUCUGCACAGACAUGCAUUCUGAUGGACUCUGGUACGACCAUGGUUGUGCCAUCAGCCAUUAUCCAGUCUGCGCAGAUGUCAAAGGAUCAGAUGUGACUUUUGUCUUCAUCAACACCACAAUGACCUGGCCUGAAGCCCAGAGUUACUGCAGAGAUCACCACACAGACCUGGCCAGUGUGAGAAAUGUGGCAGAGAACCAGAAGGUGCGUGAGGUGGCUGGAGGACAAUAUGCCCUUAUCGGCCUUUUCAGAGACUCCUGGAAUUGGUCAGAUGGAAGUACCUCCUCAUUCAGCUUCUGGAAGAAAGGGCAACCUGAUAACAAGAACGAGACUUGUGUGGCUGCAGACUUCAGCCAAUCAGGAGCCUGGGAGGACUGGUCCUGUGACAUGGAGAGAGCGUUCAUUUGCUACGGUCCAGUGGUUCCUGUUUCAAAGAAAGUGAUGAAAGUGAAGUUUGAGAACAAGAAGAAUCUGGAUCUGAAUGACCCUGCUGUGAUGGAGGCCAUGUUGAAGCAGCUGAAACAGAAGCUGAGGGCCCAGGGGCUGGACGACAACAUCAAGCUGAGCUGGAGGAAGCAGGCCGAUGGAAAAGUCUUCCACAAGGAAGACAAGAAGACCAACAAGAGGAGGAGGAAGAGGGAGGAGCUGUAAUGUUGAGUUGCUGCGUCUGGUUUCAUCAGAGAAAAGUCUGGUUCUUUGCAAGCAGAAAUACUAAAUAUAUUCACAGCUUCUAGCUUCUCAAAUAUGAAGAUUUGAUGCUUUUCUUUGUCAUAUUUGGUGAUAAACUUAAUAUAUUUCGGCUUCAGACUGUUAGAAUAAAACAAGACUUUACUAUUUAUCUGAUUUAUCAGCUUUGGGAAAUAUAAUCAACAUGUUUUACUGAUUUACUGUUUCUUCUUUAAAAUCUAUUUUAAUGAGAUAAAAUAUCUUUCUUUGUUUGAGAGUAAAGGGUUUUUCACACGGGGAGCGACCCUUGGCCUGCGUAGUCGCGUCAUGUGAUGGACAACGCUCCGCCAGUAAACACCAGGCGAUCAAUGUGUGGUAACCAUGGAGAUACUGUAUCCCUGCUGUACAACUGGAUGAGAUCAGCUGACUGUGGUUUCAUAUCUUCCUAAUCACAGGUGGAUUUAUAACACAUAGUGGUAAUCCUAGUCUUUCCUAACCACAGACCGUUAUUGUUGAUAGCUAAAGUUAGCUACAUUAGCAUAGUUAGCUACAUUAGCAUAGUCAUGAUUAUGGACGUCUUGUGCCGAUACUCUGACAAGCAGAAGCUCCGCUUUUGUUAAUAAAAUAUUUUCUUUUGACAGGCCUUAGGGCCUCAUUUGGACAAAUUCCUUACAGCGUGUGAUGAGUACGAACACGACAGAUUCACAGGGUUGUGCCCGCUUGUCGCGGCGCAUAAUUGAACCGAUUGUUUAUCAGGUUGGAGGUGGAGAUGUUUUAUUUUAAUUUGUUUAAAAUCUGGGUAAUAUUCUGUCUGCAGAUUCUGUGUGGCUCUGGUUAUUAGAGAUGCAAACUUUAAACAUUUCCCUAAAACUUGAUGUGACUGUAACAUCUUCCAGACAGAAACACUAAAUAUAUUCACAGCUUCUCAAACAUGAAGAUUUGAUGCUUUUCUUUUUUAUAUUUUAUCAUAAACUUAAUAUAUUUGGUUUUUAGACUAAUAGACUAAUACACUUAGAAUAAAACAAGACUUUAAAAUUUAUCUGAUUUAUCGUCUGUGGGGAAAUAUA